UGUUUGCAAAUAGGAUCACUAAUAAAGAUCCCUGGAACUUGAGUGUCAAUCGGCAAAUAUAACUUGGAUGUAAAAUCAAGAGACGUCUUUUUUAACAGUUUUUGGUCAUUGUUAUUCUUAGAYAAGUAUACCGAAAGAAGGUAAUCAGAGCCAACGAUGGACUCGAAGGAAAAAGAGAUUAAAGUGAAAAGAUUCUCAAACCGCACUGCAAGACUGACAGCAGCYAUUUUUGGUGUUCUGUUGGCUGGUUCAAUAGUGCUGUCCCUGUACUUCACAGGGGUGUUUGAUAGCUAUCCUGAUUUACCUGAWGUAAUGGAAGGAGAAGCUACAUUGUCCUCAAAUGGAGGCAAGGAAGAGAACUACCACAUCACUGUGGACUAUAAGAAUAAAAUAGUUCAGCUUGCAUCCAUGGGACCAUCUGACUUGCUUGAUAAGGCGUUGUUCGGACGGCGUCUCAUGUCUUAUUCUGAGAAUGGCACCAUAAAUGGAACGAACAGCAAUUUGACUAAAAUCAUUAUACAGRAUUACAACUCGAACCGGAAGUAUUUCAUCGUGCCAUCAAGACAAAAUUCCAMAACAAAAUGUAUUUACACUGGUCUGGAAGGAGAGAUGAUUCCACAACAUUUACUAAAGCACGCUACUCUAAAAUCGGAAAGUUUUGAGGGUAAUACAACRCACAGUCAUUUUGAAGUUGAUAACGACACCGAUAUUGAUGUGUAUCGAGCAAAAGGACGAAAUGGAAAGAUUUAUGAAGUUUACCUCCAUCUUCCCAAUGGUUCAUUGCAUCUGAGAUCAAAAGAACAGGAAAUGAAUUUCACGGCGUUCCGAAGGCUCAACUGCUAUCGAUACUAUGAGGAGAACAACACGAUAGAGGAAUCAUUUUACAAUUCAACAGAUGAACAAUUUUAUGUACAGCCCGAUCUCAUUUCAUCAAUGAUAAACGAAACACUGAAAGAUUCCAUUUUAAACGUAACAGAAACAGCCAAUGGUACAGCACUUAGUGCAAGUGAUUUGACAGAAGGUCUUCAUUCUGUUCAUCAUCGCCGUCGUCGUGGACUAGGGAUUCGAAAUGGAUAUUUGGAUUGGUGGUAUGGAAACUGGUGUGGCCCCAAACAGGGAGGAUAUACUAGAUAUCCCAAACGCUCUUGCAAUAGAUUUUGCCACCAAUCUUACAAKUAUAUAACCCCUGGUUGUCGUUCAUGCCUCCCUCCAAAAGAUGGAUUUGACGGAGCAUGUAUGGAGCAUGACAGAUGUCUGUUGGAAGCUGGUAAAGGUCCAUGGUGGUGUCAGCCGCAAGGAAAUCGCUGCUCAUGUGAUUUUCGCUUUGUAUGGGAUGCUGCUUAUUAUACCUUUGCGUGCCCAAGUUGGUUAUGUCAUUCCCAUGCACUACAAGCAUUCACUGCAUUCCRUUUUCUAUCAUGCUGGUUCCCUAUGAGGUUCUGUUUUCCUUGGUUUCGCUUUAGCUGCAAUGGAUGCAAGAUAUGCUGCCCAAGCAUGCACAUUUAUUGGCAUUGUAUUAGAUUCAAAAUGUGCGCGCCUUUUGGCUCGGGUAAAAUACCAUUUUGAAUGACACAUGAGUUCAUCGAGGUUGGAUUUCAUGYAUGUUGCUUUUAGUUGAUCCAUAAAGGCCGUUUGUUAAUCCUAA
Exaiptasia diaphana is the source of this 1645-nucleotide messenger RNA. RefSeq lists its product as uncharacterized. The transcript has 7 exons. The record is from RefSeq and is a predicted model, not a curated record. NCBI's taxonomy places the organism in Eukaryota, Metazoa, Cnidaria, Anthozoa, Actiniaria, Aiptasiidae. The coding region runs from base 157 to 1566 and encodes 469 amino acids.